AUGCGCUCCCAUCCUUGCUGCUUUUUGUGCGGCAAACCAUUCCAGUAUCUCACAAAGUAUGGAGUUCGAACUUGGAAGGCACAUUGCCAACAUUUAGCGCUUGAGGAGGAUAGCAGACAUGUAAACUCAUUGCGUCGCCUAUGGUAUGGUGCCGAAAACGUGACACAUUCGCUCUGUUGGGAUGCGGUGACCAAGGCUGUCGGAACGGAAGUUACAGAUCAUGAAUGGCUCGAAAGAUUCCGUCAGCUCCUCCUUCAGAUAGGACCUUUUCUUACCCCUAUAUCUUUUCCAGACGAACCUCUAGUACCGGAUAGUAUCCUGUACACAGUCCCAAAACCAGCGGAGCGAAUACAGACUAGCAACACUGUACUUCCAUACGAAAUCAUUCAACUUAUCUAUAGAUACUUUGAUAGCUAUCUCGAUAUAACUCAUUUUACAUGGGUAGUUGGCAUUGAGCCGGGUCGAGAUAUAUGGCUCAACCUUGGCCGAAAAUACCUUGCUUACGGAUCACCUUUCUUCGAAGGGUCUGUUGACGAGGUAGCUGUUAAACUUAGGAGGCUUAUCCACAAUCUCCAAAGCCACCCAGAUGAUUUGCCAAAUAUUCAGAACUACACAGUAAUCUGGGAUAACAUUGAGAUUUUGCUCUCAAAGGCAAAGCAACGUUUACUUGGGGCAGAAGAUUGCUCUACAUCGGAAUACCAAGUGCACUAUGUAUCCACACCGCGGAUUUUGUUCGAAAAGGAGAUUCGCCUCAGUGAUACGUUAAUGGUAUCAUUGAGGUUUAACCAUGUCCUUGAUCGCUCUUACCUAUGCGGCCUCCAGUUCAAUGAUGAAUUUUUUGGAUAUGAAGGCGAGUUUGCUAUUAACAUAGAUUUGAAACAACUCUGCGGGCUGCAGCUUGCAUCAGACAAGGAAGGCAUUGUGGCGCUAAAAGUAAAGGAUGGUUUAAUUUGGGAGUCCCACUGGUAUGGCAGUGACCGCAACUCAUGCAGGCUUGAAUAUACCAAGAUAGAAUGGCCUCUUGGCACUUCCACCAAAUUCCACAUCGCUUUUGAUGCUUUUAAAAUACACGCCUUAUCACAUAUUCAUGGCGAGGCUCAGUGCAACCCUCUAUCCUGGAUUUCGGGGCUUCCGCCAGACGGCCUAGUUCCAGAUAUUCUGGUUAAAUGCCAACCUACAGGUAAUACCUUGCCCGUUAGCUACGUUGACAAGCCUCUGAAAGCGGCGAAUGUUGUAAGUGCGUUUGUCAGCACUGAGACUCAGGCUAUUUCCGGGUUCGAGUUUCUACUUGAAAACAACAAGAUUACUAUUGGCAAACCCGAGGGGUCAAAACUAUCAAUUGAAGCGCAAUCCCAAUUGGGGGAAUUAUUUACUGGAUUGGCCUGUACGGAAGGCCGUAAGGAGUCAAGCGUAGCGGUGAAGGUAAGCAACUUCCUUCCGUCCAUAUCUAUGGCGUAUUACUAG
Messenger RNA from Nannizzia gypsea CBS 118893, 1464 nucleotides. RefSeq lists its product as hypothetical. The transcript is spliced from 2 exons. Bases 1 to 1464 code for a protein of 487 amino acids. The record is from RefSeq and is a predicted model, not a curated record. NCBI's taxonomy places the organism in Eukaryota, Fungi, Ascomycota, Eurotiomycetes, Onygenales, Arthrodermataceae.